AUGGAAGUAUAUACCGUCUCCGCCGGAAGCCGUGAUGUCAUUCCGGUAAACGAUCAUGAGCAUAUCAUUGAGAUGAAUGAGACAGCCGGCACGGAUCUCUCGGGGACGCAUAAUCAAGAAGCGCAAGAAGCCACAAAAGAUGAUGAGGAAGACACCCCACGGGUCCGCGAGCUCAAAGGAGAAAUUGAAUGUUUGAAAUUUAAAAUCACCGGUCUAGAAGGUAUAAUAGCCCAAAUGAAUGCCGCUUUCACCAGGCUUGAGGAACUUAUUAAUGUUUUGGCUGCUGGCACCGGAGGAGCCGAUAAGAAACAAGUGAAAUCUCCAAAUGAAGAACUACGCAAUGAUUGGGGAGGAAGAGCAGUGGGAGCUAUAACAGUUGCUUAUUGUUUCUCUGCUAAUCCAUUUCCUGACUUAAAACAUUAG
This is a messenger RNA of Melampsora larici-populina 98AG31, 423 nucleotides long. RefSeq lists its product as uncharacterized. NCBI's taxonomy places the organism in Eukaryota, Fungi, Basidiomycota, Pucciniomycetes, Pucciniales, Melampsoraceae. The transcript is spliced from 6 exons. The record is from RefSeq and is a predicted model, not a curated record. Bases 1 to 423 code for a protein of 140 amino acids.